UGUAGGAUGUAUGCGUGAAAGUGUAUGUGUGAGUUUUUGCGUGCAUGCACGCAUGCUCGUGUUGACAGGAAGUGUGUGAAGGCAGAUGGACAGUGAGCUUCCAGCCUUGAAGGUCAGCCUGCCAAAGUCUCUAUCAGGUUUCUACAGCACCGGGCACCGGCGUCUUUGCCUUUCUGAGCCUCUCUAGCUCUUAGCAGUCCUGGGAAACAGGAGCCUACCGCAAACCACACUCGACUCCUCCUCAUCAUACUGAUCGUCCGCUUCGGAGAGGAUACAGCAAGUGCUACCUACAUAGCAUACCUGUACCAGUGGAUUUAUUGCAGUAGUUGUGGUUUGUCAGCAUUUUUGCUGUUAGCGCAUGAUGACCUUUUUUUUUUGCAUGCAGAAUAUGAUGCAGAUCAGAUCACAAUAGUUGCUAUAAUGUGUCUGAUAUGAAAGAAAGAUUCUGAUAUAUUAGAUAUUAUUAGGAAAUAUAAGUAUAAGUAGUUAUAUAAGAGCUGAACAAUUCACGGGCCUUAUAUCGAAAAACGCAUUCUGAAGGAUUUUAACUUUGUAACUUUGUUUAUGUUUAGCAAACUAUGAUUAGCAUUUAUCUUAUCUAAAGUGUAAUCUAAAGUGAAGUAGCUUUACACAGUUGCUGUAGCCAAGGCCUUGUAUCUCUCUGAGUGUAUGAUAAAGUCAGAUUAGUGGUGAACUGUGAUCAUUUCUGGGACUUACUUUAUAAAGAAAGACACAAAAAACACUAAAAAAGGUCUGACAAGAGAGGAUCAACAUGCCUUGCUCUCCAUUCCGAUUUGGAAGGCCAAAAAAGUUCUGGAAACAGGAUGGAGGAGAGCCUCGUAUCUCUAGCACUCUAGACACUACACUGCUCCAGGCUCCACUGCCCUACACUGCCCCUGCAUUCCUAAAGAGCAGCAGAAUGGAUGAACAGCGGUGUGCCCUGCCUCCACCCCUUAAGACUGAGGAGGACUACAUCCCAUACCCCAGUGUUCAUGAGGUGUUAGGCAGGAAAAGCCCUUUUCCUCUGAUCCUGCUGCCUCAGUUCGGAGGUUACUGGAUUGAAGGCACCAAUCACGAGCUGAUGAACAGAAAUGAUCUGGAUCAGCUGCUGUCUCCUACGUCCCAAAUCAAGCUGGAAAUCAACGUUACAGCCAAGAUCUACAGAAAACACUUCAUGGGAAAAGAACACUUUAAUUACUACACAUUGGACAGCGCUCUGGGCCACCUGGUCUUCUCAGUUAAAUACGAAGUGAUCGGGGACCAGGAGCACCUUCGUCUUAUGUUAAGGAGCAAAUUAAAGACAUAUCAUGAUGUGAUCCCGAUAUCAUGCCUGACUGAAUUCCCCAACGUUGUCCAGAUGGCCAAGCUUGUGUGUGAGGAUGUGAACGUGGAUCGCUUCUUCCCAGUGCUUUACCCAAAGGCUUCGCGGCUUAUUGUGACGUUUGAUGAGCAUGUCAUCAGUAACAACUUCAAGUUUGGAGUAAUAUAUCAGAAGUUUGGGCAGACGGUUGAGGAGGAGCUGUUUGGAAAUAACGAGGAAAGUCCAGCGUUUGUGGAGUUUUUAGAGUUUUUGGGUCAGAAGAUCAAGCUCCAUGAAUUUAAAGGUUUUCGGGGAGGCUUGGAUGUGACACACGGGCAAACAGGCACAGAAUCGGUCUACUACAACUUCCAUAACAAAGAGGUCAUGUUCCACGUCUCCACCAAGCUCCCCUUCACAGAAGGUGACACGCAGCAGCUGCAGAGGAAGAGACAUAUAGGAAAUGACAUUGUGGCCAUUGUGUUCCAAGAAGAGAACACUCCCUUUGUUCCAGACAUGAUCGCAUCAAACUUCCUGCAUGCCUACAUAGUGGUACAAGUGGAGAAUGCAUGUUCUGACAAUGUCUUGUACAAGGUGUCAGUGACUGCGAGAGAUGAUGUCCCAUUUUUUGGACCAGCCCUACCUGAUCCUGCCAUAUUCAAGAAGGGAACAGAGUUUCAUGAAUUUUUAUAUACAAAGCUAAUCAACGCUGAGCAUGCAUGCUACAAAGCUGAGAAGUUUGCCAGACUGGAGGAGCGCACUCGAGGAGCCCUGCUAGAGACACUGUACGAAGAGCUGCAUAUCAACAGUCAGGCCAUGAUGGGGCUCGGCGGCGAUGAGGAGAAGCUUGAGAAUGGAGGAGGAGGAGGAGGAGGCUUCUUCGAGUCUUUUAAGCGGGUGAUCCGCAACAGGAGCCACUCUCUGGAUGCCAUGAGUUUCAGUAUUGGGAAGCGUGCAGUCUCUUCUAGUCACAGCGGCAGUUUUACCCACAACAACAACGAACUGCUACUCUCACCAGAGGCCCCCAAAUACGCUGGGAUAUCAUUGCUUGUCCCAGGGAAAAGUCCCAGUAAAUACGGACGCCGCGGCAGUGCCAUAGGGAUAGGAACAAUAGAAGAGUCUCUGAUUAUUCCUGGGAAAAGUCCAACGAGGAAAAAAUCUGGCCCAUUCAACUCUCGCAGGAGCAGUGCCAUCGGCAUCGAGAACAUCCAGGAGGUGCAGGAAAAGAGGAUUGCCGCUCUCUUGUCAGAGGACAGGACAGUGCUCUGUGUCUCUCUGCCCAGCGUCAGUCUCAGGAACGGCAGGCUCAUCAUGGAUUCCUCCAACAGCAGGGACAGUUCACCGAGCACACAGAAGAAUCCUGACAGUGGACACAUAUCACAGGAACCCAAGUCUGAAAUCUCGUCCAAUCAGAGCUCACCUGAGGUCCUUGUCACUAAGAACAGCUCGGCCAUGUGCUUCAGAGCUCCGUCCAUCCCUGAAGCUCAAGACUUGUCACGCUCCUCCUCAAAUGCCAGCAGCUUUGCCAGUGUGGUGGAGGAGAACGAGGCCGAGGCCACUGAGGACUACGAUACAGGCAUGGAAAGUCUGUCAUCGGCAGGGACUCCACACAAGCGGGACUCGUUCACCUACAGCACAUGGCUAGACGACAAUGUAAACAUCAGCACCACCAGAAGGGGAAGCUCAUCUGGUAUAGGCAAACCUCCCGAUGGUGGUAAAGGUCAAGAGCAGAACCGGACUGACAUCCGCUUCAAACUAGAUCGACCAAUUGACCACAAGUCUACAUCGAGCUGCUAGCCUCUCCAGUCUGAUUACAUCAUGGAUCUCCAUUAACAGCUACCAUUAAAGGCAUUCCUAUAAAACUCAUGAGCUCGGGUUUUCACCGUGACUGCUCCUGCUGCUGAAGGUGAUGAUGAAGAUGAUGAUAAAAAGAUGAAAAUAACUCCAGGCUGCUCCACAGUGACAGAUGACAGAAAUGACAGGAUUGUGAUUAUGUACAUAACAGACUAUGUCCUGCAUCAGACUCCUGCUUUACAGGUCACUCAGUGCAAGACCCAGUGAGAGUGAGAGAGGAAGAGGUGGGAAUGAGGGGCACAGGCUGAAUGAAGAGACCUUAUUUGCACUGCAUCACUUUCCUUUUCCUGGUGAAUUUCUCGUCUGGUUUCCACUCUGCUGAAUUUGGCCUGUUCUGUUCUGUUCUUUUCUCAGUACUGCUUCUAGACCUUGUUAAAAAAAUCAAGUGCUUGAUUUUCUAGGUAUAAACUGCUAUCUGUUUCUCAUCUUGGCAAUUGCAUCCUAAAGCUGAGCCAUGUUGAGCUCCAAAUAUUCCAAAAAAAAAAAAAAUGCAGCGUGCAGCAAGAGCUUGUUCAUCAGGUAAAGCUGACUGGAAUGUUUCUCAGCCAUUGGCAUGGGUGUGCUUUUUUUUUUAAAUACUAUUAUUAUUACUGUCUGAAUUUUGUCUAGGUAAUAACUACUGAUAUUGUGUUCCACCUCCAGAAAAAUUUACAGUCAAACAUACAACCUAAAGAGCAAACCUUUCAUCAGUGUCAUUCUCAGAUUCUCAACAAAACAAGAAAAGUUUGAGUUCUUUAAAUAUUUCUAUUCUUUAAAUAGAAAUUGCAUAACAAAAAAUGGCUUACAUAAUCCUCAAAAAAGGUGAUUCAUCUCUCCAGCUAAGUAGCUCCAGGAUCCAUCAAAUGUGCUGAACUGUGUUGUUACAAACCUCAUAUGUCCUUCUAUAGUGAGAAAAGAGUUCUUGGUUAUUUCUGUGUAAGGGACAUUCAUCUUACUUAUAUACAACACAAAAACCAUGAUACACAACAGACUGUGAGUUCUUUCUCUAAUGUGCUUAUUGAAAUAUAAAAUGCGGUCUUGAUUCUUUAUUAACGUGUUCGGACCCUAGAUCUGUGACGCCACUUUUAACGUCUACCCAAAAUCAGACUUUCCCAUUCAAAUCCAUGCCACUACAGAAAAUAGUCAUAAAUAUUAAGAAUUUCUAUUACAGCUCAAGCUAAUAUGUUGUAAAAUAUCUAUUUUUUUUUCAGACAUAAAGAUUAGUUUAUUUAGAUCAACUCUAUCUAAGUGUAAACCUGACACUGUCGUUGAACCUCAGUAAUGCCGAAAGCACCGAUCAUGUGUCUAGAGUUCACUGAGAAUAGCUACUGUAACACAACGGAUUCCAGUGCCUGUGGUUGCCUUAGUGUAAUGUACACCGGCAAUCAGGGAGAAGUGAGGUAGCUGAAGGAAUAAAUGUGGAGUAAAUAUUUGAGUAUAUAUAUAUACAUGUUUAUUUAUUUAAAAAAAAAAAAAAAGUUUAACAUUGUGUUUUAUUUGUCUCAGUGGCCAAUGCAUCAGCAGAACUUUAUUCAUUUUUGUUGAUAAGCUAAAAGGAAAACUAUGAAUUAAUCCUGUAAACACUUAAUCUUUUAAAGUGUGUUGUUGUGAGAGAGAUAAAUAUAAAUGUGGACCCAGUGAGGGGGUUCUGGGAGUUUCCCUGACAGACCUUUAGGCUUGCUUUUUAAUGCAAGUCAUCACUGUGUGACGAUGAAGGACAUUUUCAAAGUUUAUAGAAAUACUUUGAAUAAAAUGAUUACAAAUGAUUUUUAAAAUAAAUUGAAUAAGCAGCCCAGAUUAGUGCUUAGUGCUUUUGUGCCCCUCUGUGGUCAGUUCUGGUCUUCUUAAGCCAGAAGCAUCCAUAAUGUAGUUUCAGUGCAAAAACCGAAUUAGGUAACAAAAAAAAUAAUCAAUUUCAGGCAGCAAAUGUGUGCUUCUCAAAACAGGGUACUGAUCAAGCAAUGCUACGACUGUUAGUGUGAAUUCUUCAUGCUUUUGUGGGCUCAUUUGUGUAAAUACUGCUGUUUUGUACAUAGGCCUACUGCCCAAAAAAAAGGAAGAAAAUAAAUAAAGAGAUUUGGGUGGAA
Tachysurus fulvidraco (yellow catfish) is the source of this 5217-nucleotide messenger RNA. It is a transcript of the gene rap1gapa, whose product is annotated as RAP1 GTPase activating protein a. Gene Ontology annotation, biological process: activation of GTPase activity; regulation of small GTPase mediated signal transduction. The transcript has 25 exons. Lineage: Eukaryota; Metazoa; Chordata; Actinopteri; Siluriformes; Bagridae. The record is from RefSeq and is a predicted model, not a curated record. Gene Ontology annotation, molecular function: GTPase activator activity. The coding region runs from base 773 to 3094 and encodes 773 amino acids. Gene Ontology annotation, cellular component: cytoplasm.